Messenger RNA from Vigna unguiculata (cowpea), 817 nucleotides. RefSeq names its product histone H4. Gene Ontology annotation, cellular component: nucleosome. Lineage: Eukaryota; Viridiplantae; Streptophyta; Magnoliopsida; Fabales; Fabaceae. The record is from RefSeq and is a predicted model, not a curated record. Gene Ontology annotation, molecular function: protein heterodimerization activity; DNA binding; structural constituent of chromatin.
GAAUUUCCCUCCGAUUUCAGAAUCUCUGGUGAAUUUGGUACAGAUCGUGAGUGUUGCUGUCAUCGCGAUUUUGCAAGGAAGAAGAUGUCUGGGCGUGGAAAGGGAGGUAAAGGUUUGGGAAAGGGAGGAGCAAAACGACACCGUAAGGUAUUGCGCGACAACAUACAGGGAAUUACGAAGCCUGCAAUUCGGCGUUUGGCUCGUAGAGGUGGUGUGAAGCGUAUCAGUGGUCUCAUAUACGAAGAGACUCGCGGCGUUCUCAAGAUCUUUCUGGAGAACGUGAUUCGCGACGCCGUUACUUACACCGAGCACGCCAGAAGAAAGACCGUUACGGCAAUGGACGUUGUCUAUGCCCUCAAGAGACAGGGAAGAACGCUUUACGGAUUUGGGGGUUAGGGUUUUUCUUUUCGCUGUUAUGUUUCUUCUGACUUGUUUUUGUUUGGUUUUAGUGGUUAUCGAUUUUGUUUGUCGUUAUUAUAAAUUUUAGUUGUGAAUCGUGAUCCAUGAAUAGGUUUGGUUGUUUGUGAGAAAUGUAGCACUAGGAAAGUGUGUUUGUGAAUAACUACAAAGUAUACUUGGGAAUUUGGUGAUUUUAGCGAUCUGUGUCAGCCAAGGUCCUUUUUGACUCAACAUUCCACAACGUUGUUCAGUGAAUGGUUAACCAGUGCUUAAGUGUCUUGUUGAGAAGAUUGAGUUGACCUACACUAACCCCAUUUCAUUACAAAAAGCCUAUUAAUUUGGGUAGGUUAAGGUUUUCUUGUUUCAUUGUUUCCAUGAAUGAAUAAAUGAUGAAUAAGCACUUGCUAGAUGAAAACGA